CGGCGCCCCGGCGGUGCCGGGAGAGCCGGAGAGCCCGCCGGCCAGCGGACGGGACGCCCCGCCCGCCGCGGACGGCAGGCCGGGGGCCCCCCAGCGGCACAGGGUCUGGGCCAAGCUGACGAUGGUGGCGGCGUCGUCCAUUGCGCUGGCCCUCGCGGGGGUCCUGAUCUCGCUGUCCGUGGUGUCCAGCAUCCAGAAGCACAUCGACUGGUUCCCGAACACGAUCUGGUUCCACCGCGAGGAGCGGCCCCCGGCCCUCGUGGUCGACCACCUGGUGUCGCGGAUGCGCCUGGAGAUCGGCCAGGGGCCGAACGCCAGCUCGAGGCCCUCGGGCGCGACGGGGGGCGUCUCGUAUGCCGCGUGCGGGCACCUCUGGCACGGCCUCAGCGUCCUGGACUACUCGCUGCUCUCCCUCGCGAGCUACUUCGACGCCGCGGACCCGAGCCUGCCGCCGCUGCUGGAGAGCAUGUUCCCGCCCGGGCACGGGCUCAGCGGCCGCCUGCGCCCCAGCGGCCCCCCCGAGCGCCCCGCCGUCGGCCGGGGCGAGAGCCGCCUCAGGUGGCUGGAGGUGGAGAUGCGGGCGCCCGGGCUGGAGAAGCCAGUGCUCGUCAUCGCGAUCCGGGGCACGGAUCCGAUCCGCGCCAGCGACUACGUGGAGGACAUCCGGAUGUGGACGGAGCCAGUGUGCAUUAGCAUCCUUUCCACCAUCUUCCCCACGGUGCGCGCGUGGCCGCGUCAGACGGCCGAGGCGGUCAUCAAGGGUAUCCACGAGAUGCUGGACUCGCUGGGGCUCCCCGACGACAAGUGGAGCUACACCGAGCUGGUGCACCGCGUGCGGCGGAUCCCGAGAGAGCCCUAUUCGCAGGUCGUCCUCACGGGGCACAGCCUGGGGGGUGGGACGGCCACCGUGGUCGCCGCCCUCACCCAGCUGCCGGUGGUGGGGAUCACGCCGCCGGGGAUCUACUGGAGCCUGGCGAAGCACAAUUAUUUUUUUGGGCGGAACGGCACGGACGCACCUCUCGGCGCCAGGAGAGACGCUGGCAUCUCGAACUGGAUGCACCACCAGUCUCUCACGCUGGUCGUGGAGAACGACUGGGUGAACGGCAUCUUUGACGACCACGGGGGUCUCGUGCAGAUGAUGACGUGCGACCGCAGCGAGGAGUCCCUCCAGCUCGGCUGCCACAUGCUGGAGGGCACGAUCUGCCACCUGCUGUCUAGCUGCGGCGACGUCCACGGCCGCUUCACGGCCUGCUCGCACGAGUUCCUGACCGACAUGAACGACCAGGGGCAGAGCACCUCGGUGCGCCACUUGCUGGAGGUGCUGGGGGAGGUCCUGUCCGAGCACCAGAAGCCCCGCCUGGCGGCCCUCGCGGCGUGGAUCGAGAGGCCGCAGCUGCCAGACCUGGGCAUCCCCAAGGGCAAGGUGCUGCUGCUCCUGGGGUUCCUGGUGCUCCUGCUGGCCAUCGGGGGCGCCACGGAGGAGCUGCUGCUGCUCUGAGCCUCGCCUGGCGGGCCUUGCGGCGUCGAUCGGGUGGCCGCGGCGGGCCGACCUGAGGGACAUCCAGUGGCCCUCUUUCUCCGAGGCAUCUGAUGGGCAUCCCCUGCGGCGAGUGGUUGACGCAAAUCUUAUUGAAUGUAUCGCGUAGCUCCACGGUGCAUUUUCAGCGUAUCUUGUCUGGCCUCUCCAACCUGCAUACCUGGCGCUGGUUCUCGGGCAAACUCGCGACACAGACGGUGACACCAUUGGAUUGCAGCCGCUUCCAGCUCCUUCCGACACUUCAGCCGGGCAGGUGGCAGAUGUUUCGGUGCCGUUGCGGCCCGAGAAGAGGACAGAAGAGUUGUGGUUAGCCUCGCUGGGUGCUGCGCCAAGGAAUGCCGCAGAUGACGUGUUGAAGCUCGCGGCGUUGAGCGCCAAACUGGAGAGUCCCCAUUCCGAAGCGGGUUUCGGAAGUUCUUUUCGACGGUGGGGUGAUACCGCAGGACUGCAACCGCUCCGAGCCUCGGUCGACACUUCCGCUGUGCAGGCGGCAGCUGUGCCGGCGCCGCUGCGGCUGGAGAAGCGGAGCGAAGAGCACGGGCCAACCUCGCUGGGCACUGCGCCGUUGCGCGUCUUGGAUUACACCGUCGUCGAGCGCCAAGCUGGAGGGUCUUCAUUCUUGGCACCGAAUCCUCAUCCAGAGGCUAUUUUCGGAGGUGCCUUACCCUGGUGGGUACGCCUCUUGCUGGCAAAAUUUCUGUCAUGACUGCAGGGAUCUUGACCUGCUUUUGGCCUGCUGGUCCGCGCCCUCGCGCGGCAGACGCUCCCUGACGCAGCUCGAGGAGGUGUCGCGUUCGAGUCGGCUGGCAACGGGUGGGUGCGGCAUGACAUCGUUCAGUAGUUGCAGGGAUGGCUCAGACUGUCGCCGCGAUGCUUCGAACGCUGACACUGGCGCUUCUCAAGUCCAGGCUGACGCUUCGAGCGCUGACGCGGAAAUUGACGCUUGGUCCACUCCAGCCUGUUGCUCUUCCGUCCAUUUUCCUCCUUGUGAACAGAAGUUUCCCGCCGCAAUCUGUGAUCAGUUCCUCCAGCAAAGGGGGUGUUUGAUAGGCACUGUUGGGCGACCGAGAUACCCACUUAGAGCCCCUGGCUGGGGAAGCCGAGUCCAAACUCUUCACGCAGCCACUCCGCUCGCUGCCGCAGUUACCAGGACAAAGCGCACGAAUGCAGCCAUGAGC
Molecule: messenger RNA, 2715 nt
Organism: Prorocentrum cordatum
Lineage: Eukaryota; Dinophyceae; Prorocentrales; Prorocentraceae
Source: the annotation of a GenBank genome assembly